UCAAUUUCCCUGCAGAGGAAUCUUCUAGUCUUCUUCAAGGGGAAGUGAAAGGCAACAGCAAGAUUGCUGCUUCCUCUGAGGCUCUCCUAAACAUCUUCAUUCAGAAAAUCAUGCCCAAGUUCAAGCAACGAAGAAGAAAGCUAAAAGCCAAAGCAAAAAGAUUAUUCAAAAAAAGAGAAGCCUCUCACUUUCAGCCCAAGCUAAUUACCCCUCCUCCUCCGCCACCCUCACCAGAAAGAGUGGUUAUUCCUUCAGCAGAUACAUCCCUUAGCAGAAGCUGGCUAAGACCAUCCUGGAACUUCAGAUUUCCCAAUAUCAAAGAUACUGUAAAACUUUGGACAAAUAGAAUGUGGUCUAUAUACCACUGGUGCCAGAACUGCAUGGCCCAGAGUUUAGAAGUAUUGAAAGACACCAUCUUUCCAUCCCGUUUCUGCCACCGAGAACUUCACAGUCUAAAACAACGGUUUUGCGUUUUGGAAAGUGAAUUAUGCAAGCUCCAGGAAACACUGAAGACUGUCUCUGAAAAAUCUUCCUGCCCAAGCUGUGGUCAAACAUUUACAAAUGUGCCCGCCUGUGUGCUAACCACCCUUGGAGAAUCUCGAGCUGUACUUCCUCCCACGCUGCCGCAGCCAUCCAGCCACCUUCCACCUGUGCCUCCACCACCACCCCCCCCACCUCCUCCUCUGCCUCCGCCACCACCACCUACAGCACCUGUGCCGCUCAGAAGAUCUGAUCGCACUAAAGCACUUCAGGCUGGACCAUUAAAAAAAGAGGGACCCAUGCAGAUAACAGUUGAAGAUCUACUGACUGUGAAAUUAAAGAAGACACAGUGUUUUGAUGAAAGGAAGAAGCUUGUACCAUCACCAAAGGCACAGAGUCCACUAGUUACUGUCUCUGACCUGCAGCGUGUCACCCUGAAGCCCAACUCCAAAGUGCUAUCAACUCGAGUUACAAAUGUCUUGAUUACCCCUGGUAAAAGCCAAAUAGAUCUGCGGAAACUACUUAGAAAAGUUGAUGUAGAGAGGAGCCCAGGUGGAACCCCACUUACCAAUAAAGAAAAUAUGGAAACAGGAACUGGGCUGACUCCAGUAAUGACCCGGGCCUUGAGGAGAAAGUUUCAGAUGGCUCACCCUAGAAGCCCAACUCAAACCCUGCCACUUUCUACAAGCAGCUUUGAUGAACAAAACUGAUGCCAACUCUGCCUGACACCACAUGAUGAUCCAUAAAAUACACAGAUAAAAUCACCCCAACCCUUUUUUUUAAUGUAGUAGGGUGUGUAUAAAUAAUUAUACUAAUAUGUAAUUCCAUUUGAAGAAUUAAAGUAUGUACGGAGCCCCCAUACACACUGUGGUAUAAAGUGGGUAUUUGGAGGGCACCUGGGUGGCUCAGUUGGUUAAG
Molecule: messenger RNA, 1398 nt
Organism: Callorhinus ursinus (northern fur seal)
Lineage: Eukaryota; Metazoa; Chordata; Mammalia; Carnivora; Otariidae
Gene: PRR11
Product: proline rich 11
Cellular component (GO): nucleus; cytoplasm
Source: RefSeq, a predicted model, not a curated record